GAUUCCCGCCUAGGUGGUACCUCCCCUCGAGUCGUCUGAUAAUUAAUUAAUUGAUAAUACUCUCCUUAAAAGUAAUCGUUGUAAUCAGUAAUUAGGAUCGGUUGUGCUGAGUGUCGAGGAUGGCUUUAGCCAGUCUUGCUCCUGACGACGUCUUCUUCCAGGAGAUUCUCCGUCGAGGAUUGCAGGAUCCGACGAUCCAGGAUGCAGUGCUCCUGGAGAAAAAACCGGCGGUGAAAAAAGGGGAGAAUUAUCUGAGUGAAUUGACGAGAUUUACUGUGAAGUAUAGUUCUCAGGGAUCGAGGGUACAUCCUGGGGGAAAAGGAUUCUAUCUGGAUCAUCUGAUUAUGAAGGAAGAACCGAGUGCUUGUGAAAAAACUCUAGAGCUUUUACGCAAGUCCAAUAUUUUUAAUAUUGAGAGGGCAAUGUUGGAGGAAGUUGUGCCUAAGAUGGAGGAACUUCUUGGGAGACGAUUGGGCCCCAAGGUUUAUUACUCGUCGAUGGAACCGCAGGUUAUUGUUAUGGAGGAUCUUGUUGCUCGUGGAUUUAACAACAAAAAUCGAAAAGUUGGAUUUAAUGAGCAACAAAUGUCUCUUGUUUUGGAAAAUCUCGCGGAUUUUCAUGCUGCGUCGGUUUUAUUGGAUGAACAGGAUCGGGAGUUUGUCUCUCGUUUUAAGAAUGGACUUAUUAAUGAGAAUACCACGGACACAUUAUUCAAUUUGAUAUCGAAAGGAUUGGAAGCUAUUGCUGAAGGGGUUUGUACCUGGACAGGUAGUGAAUUUAGUUUAAUAGCUGGGAAACUCAGGAAAAGGUCGCAAGGCGUACGUCAGGAGCUCCAGAAAAUUUAUCAUUGCGAUGGGGAUGAACUGAAGGUCUUGAAUCAUGGAGACGUGUGGGUUAACAAUAUUAUGAUUCGGGAUGAUGACAAUGGAGAAUCAACAGAGGCUCGUCUGAUCGACUAUCAGAUCUCGAUCUGGACAAGCCCAGCGAUCGACCUCCUGUACUUCCUCAGUAUCGCUCCCGAGCGAAACAUAAAGAUGAGCCACGACGAUAUAUUCCUGCAGACAUAUCUGACUCGUUUAAAAAUAUCAAUGAAGAAAUUGGGCUGCUCUCGAGAUCCACCUACACUAACGCAAUUAAAAAAAUCAAUGCAUAAACGUCGAGCAUUCGCUCUCCUGGCCGCUCUCAUUUUCUGGCCAAAAAUGUUAGCCGAGGAUGACGACGUCGAGGGUAUCGACGAUCUCCUGCAGAACGGAGAGUCCAGGGUGAAUCCUCUGAAAUACCCACACGCCCAAGAAGUCAUGGAAAAAAUUCUUCCAAUAUUGAACGAGCGAGGGUACUUGGAUUAAAUUAAUUCUUCAAUUAUUCCCUUCCAUAUUUAUCCUCUCUCUCUCCCAUACCGAUCGAUCGUCUGCCGAUCGAUCGACAUUCUUAAUUAUUUUAUUAUUUUAACCCCCCCUCCCCCAAAUUAUCUAAUAAAUAUUUUUA
Messenger RNA from Fopius arisanus, 1485 nucleotides. The record is from RefSeq and is a predicted model, not a curated record. Lineage: Eukaryota; Metazoa; Arthropoda; Insecta; Hymenoptera; Braconidae.